CCAUCAACUACAAUCAAACAUCACUUUUUACACUGCGACAAGCUUCUACAUCAUGGCUCCCAAAGCAAGUUCCAAGGCUGCAUCCUCCGCUGCUCCCGCCAAGAAGGGAAAGGCCGGCAAGAAGGAAGGCCCUAAGCGCCCACUUUCCGCAUACAUGUUCAUGUCCCAGGACUGGCGUGAGCGUAUCAAGGCCGCCAACCCAGACGCCUCUUUUGGCGAGGUUGGCAGGCUGCUUGGUGCCAAGUGGCAAGAGAUGUCUGAGGCUCAGAAGAAGCCUUACCUCGACAUGGCCGAGCGCGACAAAGUCCGCGCUGCCAACGAGAAGGCCGCUUUCGAGAAGAAGAGCGGUGGAGGAAAGGGCAGCAAGAAGCAGCAAGCUUACGAAGAGGACAGCGAUUAAACCCGAAUCGACGCGUCAUGAUCCGUCUUCUCGCCUUGCUCUCGUCGCUCGUCUCAAUCUAGUCUCGCUCCUCGCAUCUAUGCUCCAAGCCCGACCCUUUGUGCUCUCUCUGAAUGUGUGCAAGAGAGGGGGGAGGCCCUGCUUGCGCUUGAGCGGCUGGCUCAACUCUACGCUCGAUCAUACGUAAUCUUGUCAAGCCCUCAUCGUAUUUUCAGCCGCCUCUCGAAAGGACUUCUCUGCUCCCGAUACCGAUGUACAAGGGCUUCUUUCCCCCCCCUUUUUCCGCAACAACUCUUGAGCUCUUGCCUUGAGGUGCUGUGUACUCGCACGUGUAACAUUGAUCCCCAUUGACCCGCCUCGUCUCACGCCUGAUUUUCUUGCGCGCGCGCGACCUCGUCCA
This is a messenger RNA of Ceraceosorus guamensis, 800 nucleotides long. RefSeq lists its product as hypothetical. NCBI's taxonomy places the organism in Eukaryota, Fungi, Basidiomycota, Exobasidiomycetes, Ceraceosorales, Ceraceosoraceae. The record is from RefSeq and is a predicted model, not a curated record. Bases 53 to 400 code for a protein of 115 amino acids. The transcript has 5 exons.